Cetraspora pellucida is the source of this 270-nucleotide messenger RNA. Lineage: Eukaryota; Fungi; Glomeromycota; Glomeromycetes; Diversisporales; Gigasporaceae. The record is from the annotation of a GenBank genome assembly.
AUGCUCCAUCUCAGUCAGAAAAAAAAACAGGCACCAGUAAAUGAAAAAAUGCUUUCAGAACUUAGUCAGCUCGAAACAUAUAAUGAACUAUUACCAAAGCUUUCACUGGCAAUGUGUAAUUCCAAACAUAUAUCUGAAUCAUUAGGAUGGUAUACAGAUGUGCCAAUUAGUGUAAAGGACAAAGAUGAUAAGAUUGUUAUGUCUACUGGAAAUUUUGCUCAUAUUAAUAAUAGUAAACUCAAACCAAUGUUAUGUUUAGAUAUGAUAUAG